This is a messenger RNA of Fukomys damarensis (Damara mole-rat), 939 nucleotides long. Its product is annotated as olfactory receptor 15. The record is from RefSeq and is a predicted model, not a curated record. Bases 1 to 939 code for a protein of 312 amino acids. Gene Ontology annotation, molecular function: olfactory receptor activity; G protein-coupled receptor activity. Gene Ontology annotation, biological process: G protein-coupled receptor signaling pathway. The transcript has a single exon. Gene Ontology annotation, cellular component: membrane. NCBI's taxonomy places the organism in Eukaryota, Metazoa, Chordata, Mammalia, Rodentia, Bathyergidae.
AUGAAAAGAGAAAAUGUGAGUUUUCCCAAUACUUUUGUCCUGCUGGGAUUCUCAGAGUUUCCAUGGCUGGAGAAGCCCCUCUUUGCAGUGGUCCUGGUCUCCUACCUCCUCACCCUGCUGGGGAACAGCUCCAUCAUCCUCCUAUCCCUAGUGGACCCAAGACUACAGACGCCCAUGUACUUCUUCCUGGACAACCUCUCUCUUCUGGACCUCAGUGUGACCUGUGCCACUGUGCCUCAGCUGUUGGCCAACCUCUGGGAACCAGACAAGACCAUUGCUGCCUGGGGCUGCAUCACACAGGCCUAUAUAUUCACUUUGACAGGCUGUGCUGAAUGCAUCCUGCUGGCAAUGAUGGCCAUUGAUCGCUAUGUGGCCAUCUGCCGGCCCCUCCUUUACACUCUCAUCAUGCGCCCCUGGGUGUGUAUAAACAUGGCAGCUACAUGCUGGUUGAGUGGCCUGGGCAAUUCUGUGCUACUUGUAACUCUGACCCUCCAGCUCUCCUUCUGUGGGCACCACAUGCUGGACCACUUGUUCUGUGAGGUGCCUGUGCUCAUCAAGGUAGCCUGUGGUGACACCUCUUUUGAGGAGCUGGCCCUGGCUUUGGCAUCCAUCCCUUUUGCUCUACUGGCUCCCCUAGUGGUGAUUAUCUCCUACAUCUUUAUUGCUAGGGCUGUACUGAAGUUACCCUCAGCUGAAGGAAGGCACAAGGCACUCAGCACCUGCAGUUCCCACUUGCUGGUGGUCACCAUGUUCUUUGGCCCUUCCAUGUACAUGUACCUCCAGCCCCCUGCCCACAACACACAGGCCAAGUUCACAUCCUUCUUCUACUGUGUGAUCACCCCAGUGCUCAAUCCACUCAUCUACACCCUGAGAAACAAGGAUGUGAAGGCAGCAUGGAAGAGGAUCCUGCAAUCUCAGGGUGAGGUAAAGUCUUUAUAA